Molecule: messenger RNA, 2624 nt
Organism: Juglans regia (Persian walnut)
Lineage: Eukaryota; Viridiplantae; Streptophyta; Magnoliopsida; Fagales; Juglandaceae
Product: far upstream element-binding protein 2-like
Exons: 7
Coding region: 119-2431 (770 amino acids)
Biological process (GO): regulation of gene expression
Cellular component (GO): cytoplasm
Molecular function (GO): mRNA binding
Source: RefSeq, a predicted model, not a curated record
GCCCUUAAACCUCUCUCUUACCCCCUUAGCCACAAUCUACGCCUCUUGGUCGCCACAUCGCUUACAGAACUGAACCCCGUUCUCGAUCUGGUGGUACUGUUGAGUUUCCACGAACCCUAUGGCGGAGGAAGAGGUUGUAGUGGCAGACGUGAGCAUGGGUGCGCCUUCGGAUCACAAGCGGAAGCUCGAGGACUUGGAACCCGAAGCCCCUGAACCCAACAAGCCAAGCACCGAGCACCUGGCCGAUUUGAAUGAAGACCCCGUUGAUGAUGCACCAGACGAGGAAGCUGAUUUAUCUGGCCCCUCCGACGGGCCCGAGGUGAAGCGGGCCCGCCUCAAUGAAGAACCCGACGGCUCAGCUAUUGAGAAUGGGUACCAAUGUAAGGAAGAUAACAACGAUGGACCUAUCAGAGAGAACAAUGAACAGCCUACGGUGGAGAGUUUGCAGUUGGGGGAUGCUCAACCUCCCACUGAAGAAAUUCCACAAACAGUGGUUGAUGGCAAUGAAGGACCCUCGGUGGAAAAUCCUGAGACAGGUGACUUUGAACAACCAUCGGUCGAGGAUUCUUUGACAGAAACUGCUCAGGAGCCAUCUAAAGAGGAAGGUCAUCAACCUGAAAGUCAGCAACCGUCUUCAGAGGUUUCUCAGCAAGAAGAUGCUUCUCAAACCAUGACACGCAAAAUGGAGGUGCCUAACAACAAGGUUGGAGUUCUUAUUGGCAAGGCUGGGGAUACUAUACGUUACUUGCAGUACAAUUCAGGAGCGAAAAUCCAGAUCACUAGGGAUUCGGAUGCUGAUCCUUAUUGCGCAACAAGGCCUGUGGAAAUUAUAGGAAGUUUAGAUAAUAUAACCAAGGCUGAGAAGCUUAUAAAUGCUGUCAUUGCAGAGGCUGAUGCAGGGGGUUCUCCUUCCCUUAUAGCCAGGGGUCUCACAACAGCACAGGCUGCUGUAGCCUCUGAACAAAUCGAGAUACAAGUUCCAAAUGAGAAGGUUGGUAUAAUAAUAGGCAAAGGUGGAGAAACCAUUAAAGGCCUGCAGACUAGAACUGGAGCACGCAUCCAGUUGAUACCUCAACACCUUCCAGAAGGAGAUGAAUCUAAAGAAAGGACUGUACGGGUGACUGGUGACAAGAAGCAAAUUGAAAUGGCUAGAGAGUUGAUAAAGGAAGUUAUGAAUCAGCCUGCGAGACCUUCAUAUGGUGGAUUUAACCAGCAGGCUUAUCGACCCCGUGGAUCUGCUGGUCUGCCUCAGUGGGGUCCUAGUGCUGCAGCAUAUGAUUACCAGCAUCGAGGAUCAUAUCCAUCUCAUAAUUCACAGUAUCCACCUCCGGCAUACGGGAAUUAUCCUCAACAAAUGAUACCAAGAGGUGGCUAUGGUGCUGGUUGGGAACAACGGCCUCCUAGUAUGCAUGGUCCACCUUCACAUACCGGUGGUUAUGAUUACUAUGGCGGACAAGGAGGUCAUUUCUCUGAUGCUCCGGUAUCUGCCCAACUUUCUACCCCCGUUCCUUCACAUGCCUCUGGCCCUUCCCCUGCAGCUGCAAUGGGUCCAAUCCCAUCCCAUGCAAACUACAAUUAUGGACAUCCACAGGGUCCCGAUUAUGGCAAUUCAGCUCCUUUUUCUCAGGCAGCACCUCACCAGCAUAGCUAUGGGCAUGGAUACGAUGAUCCCAAAUAUGAAAAUCAUGCUCCGCAGCAUCCUUACGGUGGACAUGGAAGUUCUCAGCCAGUUUACCCACAGGCAGGCACUCAACCAGGUUAUGCUGCACAACAGUAUGGGAAACCACAAUCAUAUGGCAUGCCAUCACAGGGUCCUCCACAAUCUUAUGGCCCACCCAGGGCUACACAACCUGGGGACAUGCCUUAUCAAGGUUCUGUUCCUGCCCAAUCAUAUGGCUCAAAUGCACUGCCUCAACAGCCCUAUCCAUAUGGAUCUGGUGCCCAGGUGCAGCAAACAUAUCCUCCGUAUGGUUCUGCACCGGCUGCUGAUGGGUAUAGUCAACCACCAGCUGCAUCUGGCCACAUUUAUCCACAGCAAGGAGUGCAGCCAGGUUAUGGUCAAUCUGGUUCACAGCAGGUACCUGGCUAUGCACAAGUUGGUGCUGCUGGGGGUUAUGGACCAUAUGCACCUUCUCAGCAAGGUUAUCCUGAGCAGGCAGCUGCUAACAAUGUAGGCUAUGGUUACCAAGGGCCUCAAGAUCAUGCUGCUUAUAGUGGUGGUCCUGCAGCAGCCUACAGUGCACCUCCGAGCGGGCAGCCGGGCUAUGCCCAACCGGCAUCAACUCAACCUAGUUAUGAUCAGUCUAUCCCACAAUCAGGCGGUUAUGGAGCUGUACCAGCAAGUGCUCCGGCUGCUUAUGGGAAAACAUUGUCGCCUCAGCCUGGUUAUGCUCAGUACGACUCGACCCAAGCGUAUAGUGCAUCUCGUUGAACAUCGACGUAGUGUGUCAUUGAGUUUGGAUGGCGAUCUAGUAUUAGCUUUUUAUCUAGGUCUCUGACUGUUGAUGGAAUUUCGGCCCCCUUUUUUUCAGAUGUAAUCAUAAUAUUUAUGUUUGAAAUAUGAACUAACAAAGAAUCUUUAGGAUGGAAUUAACGCAAUUGUUCCCAGAAUAGUAUUCUGUCAA